Messenger RNA from Metopolophium dirhodum (rose-grain aphid), 2063 nucleotides. RefSeq names its product ring canal kelch homolog. Gene Ontology annotation, biological process: carbohydrate metabolic process. The transcript has 10 exons. The record is from RefSeq and is a predicted model, not a curated record. NCBI's taxonomy places the organism in Eukaryota, Metazoa, Arthropoda, Insecta, Hemiptera, Aphididae. Bases 1 to 1830 code for a protein of 609 amino acids. Gene Ontology annotation, molecular function: protein binding; hydrolase activity, hydrolyzing O-glycosyl compounds.
AUGAGAUUAAAAUUAAUCACAAUUUAUAAAAACUAUUUAAAGGUGUUACUUAUGUCAGUAAAAGAAAUGGAUACCAUUCAAUCUUCAUCUUGUGAAAAUAAUUUAAAGCAAGUUCUGACAUCCAAAGAAUGUGAACCAACAAAUUUUAGAAAUAACUCUCACUCUGCCAGAAUACUGGAAGAUUUACAAUCUCUACGCAAAAAUGAAGUUUUAUGUGAUGUUAGAUUUGUAGCAGAUGAUGGUAAAAUUGUAAUUGGACAUAAAAUUGUUUUAGUGGCAGCUAGUCCAUAUUUCCGUGCAAUGUUUAGUAAUUUUGUUGAGAACAAUAAAGAUUUUGUUACUAUAAGAGAAUUAGAUUCCACCAUUUUACAGCUAUUAGUAGAUUAUAUUUAUACUGGAGAAAUUAUGGUCACAAAAGAAAAUGUACAGGUGUUGUUACAAGCUGCAAGUGUCUUACAGCUAGAUUAUGUAAAUAGUGUAUGUGCUGAGUUUUUACAAAAAUAUCUGGAUCCAUCAAAUUGUAUUGAUAUCAAAGCAUUUGCUGACUUACAUAAAUGUACAGGAUUGUUGUCGAGUUCUGAAGCAUAUAUUAAACAACAUUUUUUAGAAGUAGCUAAAAGCAAAGAUUUUCUAUCCUUAUCUUCUGAAGAUUUGGUGAAGCUUAUUUCCUCUAUUGAUGUUGCCGUUCCAUUUGAAGAAAAAGUAAUUGAAUGUGUUAUCAAAUGGGUAAAACAUGAUUUGGAUCGUAGAAAUUAUUUUUUGCCAAAAUUAAUGGAACAUUUACGUUUGCCAUUAUUAAAGCCUGAUAUAUUAUUUAAUAUAGUAAACGAACCUCUUCUAAUGAAUAAUCCUAAAUGUUACAAUUAUGUAAUUGAAGCGUUCCAUUUUAAUCUACAAAAAUCAUGUCAUCAUUUCGCCAUUCCACAAACGAUAAGGUGUCAACCUAGACAAUUUGGUGGUUCUCAAAAAGUUAUUUUAAUGUUUAACCGGUCUGAUACAUCGCCAAAGUGUUCUACAGAAUGGUAUGACCCUGUAACCAAACUGCGCGAGAAUGCACCAGGGAUAAAUGAUUGCCGUCGGACAGCUGGUCUUUGUGUAAUAAGAGAUCAAUUUGUGUUUGCUGUGGGCGGUGUAAAUGGAUCAAGUUCAAAAUCUGUUAGUUUACUUGAUGUAUCUUCACGAUCACCCUCUUGGGUUCCUAUGGUCGACAUGUUAGUUAGUCGACAUGGAUUAGGAGUUGGGGUAUUGGAUGAUUGUAUAUAUGCAGUUGGUGGACGUGAUGGUACCAAUUUACUAAAUAGUGUGGAGAAAUUUGAUGGAAUUAUUCAAAAAUGGCAAAUGGUUUCGAGUAUGUCAAUUCAGAGAAGUAGUGUUGGUGUUGGUGUCCUCAAUAAACGUUUAUAUACAGUUGGAGGUUAUAGUGGUAAAUUUUUAAAAUCAGUGGAAUAUUAUGAUCCUACACUUGACACAUGGAAUCCAGUUGCAGAGAUGUCUGAGUAUCGUCAAGGUGCUGGUGUAGGAGUCAUGGAUGGUAUUCUAUAUGCUAUUGGCGGCUUUAAUGGGCAGUAUCUUAAAAGUGCUGAAAUCUAUAGACCUGCUGAUGGAAAUUGGUGUCCUAUAGCUCACAUGCAUUUGUGCAGAUUCAGACCCGGAGUAGUCACAUUAAAUGGUCUAUUAUAUGUUAUUGGUGGAGAAAUUGAUGCAUCUGAUGUUGAUACUGUAGAAAUCUAUGAUCCAAUCACCAAGACUUGGACCAUGGAAACAUUGUCAAGACAUGGGGUCCGAAUUUAUGGUGGAGUGGUUGUUAGUAGACCACAUCAUUAUCAUUAAUCAGCUUUCAGAAGUACUCAUUGUUAGUUCCUAAAACUUGUAGUAAUAUGAACAAGUUUUUGUUUUAAUUAUGAUGACACGUGUAUUGAAGAAUGUUUUUUUUAUAAUUUAUAUUUAUUAUUUUCAUAAAAAUGUCAUAAAUUAAAUAUGUAUUUUUUUUGACAAAACUUAAAAGUAACAGUGAAUUUUUAUAGUUUUGUUUUAAAAUGAUUAAAUUCAAAGUACCACUGUGC